Messenger RNA from Meleagris gallopavo (turkey), 4228 nucleotides. The record is from RefSeq and is a predicted model, not a curated record. NCBI's taxonomy places the organism in Eukaryota, Metazoa, Chordata, Aves, Galliformes, Phasianidae.
UUCUCUUUCCUCUUCCCUUUCCUCUUCCCUUUCCUCUUCCAUUGACUUCAAAACUGAAAGAGCGUCCUCUGAAGCCUCAUUUGGUGUAGUUGUGGUGGAAGUGGUUCAGGGGCACUACAGGGAUGCACCUGGGCACAGGGCUAGAAGGAAACCACCGUCUUCCUGCCUACACAUGAUGUGACGUGGGCUGCGGUUUAUAAACCUGCCGUGUCUGUCAGGCGCUGGCUCCCAACAUAUCACGGGUAAAAAUGGCCCCUGGAUGACACACCAAGAGCCAAGAUGCACCUGAGUCUCUGGGCUGCAGUUUUGCUGCCAGGACAGGACCUGUCCCAGCCCCCAUUCCUGCCAGGAACCCUCAGUGGGGGUCUCCAGGGAGGGACAGGCAAGCCAGCACUCCCAGGACUGGUCUCUGGCCCUGACCAAGAGCCUUUUCCAUUUGCUGCUCCCAUCAAUAGCAAGGCAGGGGCUAUCCCUUCCCAUCUCGAUGCAGUCCUGGUGCAGUCCUAUAUAUGCCUAUAUAUGCCUAUAUAUGGCUUCUACAGCACAGGGGUAUUUGGACUGUCACAUCUUGUGCUGUUGAACUUUCCUACUCAGGAGAUGCGCAGUUCCUGCAGGGUGCAACAGUGACAGACCCAUCUUCCCCACAGCCAGAGCAGGUUCCAUGUUGAUGCCCACCAGAACAAUGUGACACCCACAGCGGCCUCAAUCCCUCAUCAUAUAUGGUCAUAAACAGCACUGGCAGAGUUCAUUGGAGAGCUGGGUUGCGUCAGAAAGGAGAUUACUGCCGAUAAUGUCUAAAAAGGUGUCUGCUGCUUCAAUUGGCUGCUGCUGCAAUCUGGGCAAGUAUUUGUAGAUAUAUAUUGCUCUCCAGUUGUUACUGUCCCCAGGAGUCCCCAGGAACUAUAGCAGGGUGUGGAGCACAGAAAGGCUGUGCCAGACGACAAGAGACUUGGGAUGGGGACAGAGGGACUCCUGCCACCUUGGGUGCUGUGGCUGCUCCUCUUUGUGCAGCCAUGCAAAGGUAGGUUCUCAUUCCCUUGUCCCACAGUCCAGGGCAAGCAGGCACCAAUGGGGUCACUGGGGUCUCUCUGGGAAGAGUCUUCUCAGGGUCAGACAACAGAAAAAAGGGCUCCAACCUCAGGGCCUGUGAGUGCGACUGAGCAGGGCGGAACCCAAAUCCAUGGUGUGGGGCUCAGCACUCUCCUGAUGAGUCUUAUGUUAGUGUUUGAAGGAGUUGCAGAGGUGAGGCUGGCAAAUGGCAGUGUGCACUGUGUUGGGAGAGUGGAGGUGAAAUACAACAAUGAGUGGGGGACCGUGUGUGACGACUCGUGGGACAUGAAUGAUGCCGCAGUGGUUUGCAAGCAGUUGGACUGCGGGUCUGCUAUAGAAGCUCCUCACUACGGACACUUUGGGCCAGGAUCUGGCCCCAUUUGGAUGGAUGACGUUGCAUGUAAUGGCUCUGAGUCUGCACUGUCUGGUUGCACACAUUCAGGAUGGAAAAAACAUAACUGUGUUCACAGUGAGGAUGCCGGAGUUACAUGUUCAGGACCUAUUCGGCUUGUUGGAGGAGACAAUGACUGCUCAGGUCAUGUGGAGAUCCAUGAUGGAAAACAGUGGAAAUCUGUAUGUGAUUCACACUUCGGUCCCAAAGCUGCCGAUGUUGUCUGCAGGGAUUUGCUGUGUGGCAAAGCCCUGCUGUUACCCAGAGCAACUCCUUUAGAUGAAGAAGUCAGUCCCAUCUGUGACAGAGAUCUGCAGUAUGUGAUGAAUGCAUCUGUCCUCACCUCCUGUCUCAAGGAAUCCUCCAUCAACCAGUCCUGCACUCAUACAAAUGGCACUCACGUCACCUGCACAAAGUACACAGGGUUCAGGCUGGUGAACAGCAGCACGGUGUGUGCAGGCAGGGUGGAGGUCCAGGUGAUGGGGACCUGGGGCACCCUCUGUGCCUCUCGUUGGGAUCUCUCGGACGCCCACGUUCUCUGUCAUCACCUUGGCUGUGGGUUUGCGGAGACCGUUCCUAAAGGAGGGCAUUUUGGGAGAGGAACCGGCCCUGUCUGGAGUGACUCGUUCCACUGUGAGGGGAGUGAAGCCCACCUGGCUCAGUGCCCAGUGACCGUCCUGGGGGCCUCUCUGUGCUCUCAUGAGAACGAUGCCGCUGUCAUUUGCUCAGGCCUCGCUCGCCCCAUGUCCCUGCAGCUGGUGGACGGAGGGAGUCAGUGUGAUGGGCGUGUGGAGAUCUUCCAGCACAACACAUGGGGCAGGGUCCUGGAUGACCAGUGGGACCUGGAGGAAGCCAGAGUGGUGUGCCGGCAGCUGCGCUGUGGAGAGGCGGAGGCAGCCUAUAUCCCUCUGAGAGCCCAGCGAGGGACGGGCCCCGUGGGGCUGCGUGGGGUGCGGUGUGCAGGGCACGAGGCCAGCCUGAGUCUCUGCAACACCUCCCUGCCAGAGGCCACGGGCAUCAUGGAGGACGUGGGGGCCGUGUGCCAGGGGAGCCGAAGGGUCCGACUGGUGGAUGGGGCCGGGCGCUGUGCAGGGAGAGUGGAGAUCUACUACCAGGGCCAAUGGGGCACGGUCUGCGAUGACGCCUGGGACAUGGCUGACGCUGAUGUCGUUUGCCGCCAGCUGAGCUGCGGGUGGGCUGUGGAGGCGGCCAACUCCGCUCGGUUUGGGGAGGGCUCCGGGCAGAUCUGGCUGGAUGGUGUAAACUGCUCUGGGACUGAAGCUGCUCUCUGGGACUGUCACGUCCAGGAGUGGGGACAGCAUGACUGCGGGCACAAGGAGGACGCGGGAGUCAUCUGCUCAGAGUUCAUGGCCCUGAGGCUGGAGAACAAUGAUGGCUGCUCUGGGCGCCUGCAGGUUUUCUAUAACGGAAAGUGGGGCAGUGUUUGUUCCAACUCGAUGACUCCUCACACAGUGCCAUUGGUGUGUAAGCAGCUGGGCUGUGGGGACAGUGGGACCCUGGAAAUGAGCUCGCGCUACGAUAAGCUUUCUGGCACUGCAUGGCUGGAUCAUAUCGAGUGUGGGAAGAGCAAUAGCUCCUUCUGGCAGUGUCCUUCUGCACCCUGGGACCCACAGUCAUGUGAUGAUCUGCGAGACGAGACCAACAUCACCUGCAGUGGGAAACAGCCAGGAAGGCCUCUGGUUGCAGCAUGUCCCAACUCCACCAGUUGCACAGACAGGGAGAAGAUUCGUGCUGUGGGAGGCAAGGACAGAUGCUCAGGCAGAGUGGAGGUCUGGCACCACGGCUCCUGGGGGACAGUGUGUGAUGACUCAUGGGACAUGCAGGACGCUGAGGUGGUGUGCCAGCAGCUGGGCUGUGGCCCUGCAGUGUCUGCCUUGACUGAGGCUGCAUUUGGGGAGGGUACAGGACCCAUCUGGCUGGAGCAAGUGGAGUGCAAAGGAACGGAGUUGUCUCUGCAGGACUGCUGGGCCCGGCCUGGAGACAGUGGUGUCUGCCGGCAUAAAGAAGAUGUUGGAGUGCAUUGCUUAGCUUCACCCAGGAUGACAGCAUUCCCCCCAAAAGCAGACUAUCCGAUUGGCAGAGGGAGAGUCUUCGUGCCUGUUGUCAUCUGCAUUAUCCUGGGGGCUCUUCUCUGCCUGCUCCUGGCCCUCCUGGCUGGGUGGAUGCAAAGUGCAAAGGCUCAGUGCAGAGGCUCCAGGAGAACUGAGGAGCCCUUCCCCGAGGCUGUGUAUGAGGAGAUCAGAUACAGCCCUCCAUGGGAGAAGGAGACAGUGUUUUAUCACUCAGACGUUGCUAUCCUGCCCAGAGGUGAUCCAGAAGAUGGCUAUGAUGAUGCCAAGGAGGUUUCUGAACCUGAGAAUAAUCCUGUCUCUGGGCAGGAUCACUGUGAGGUGCCCAGGACACGAGAGGAGGGAGAGAAGCCCAGGAAUGCAGUCAGAGGUAAGAGGGAAAUGAAAUGCAGCACUGCUAGUUACCAUGUACCAUUCUUUAUCUUAGGUGAAUUGCUGCAGUACCAAAAGCCCAGUCUCUCAUGAUGGUGAACCUGCCCCAGGGAGAUUUCCUUGGAGGAAAUGGGUCUUGGACAAAGGGCUCAUGGCCAGUGAGAAAAAGGAAGGAUUGUGAUGGGUAGCCCCAAAGGGGUAUCCUAUGGAACAAACCACAGUGCUUGUCUUACUGCUUGCAGGGGUAAGUCUGCACUCCCAGAGAAGUACUGGAGCCUCUAGAGUGGAUGGAGAUACCUUGUCCUUGUUCCUGAGGAGCACGGGC